Molecule: messenger RNA, 2838 nt
Organism: Gadus macrocephalus (Pacific cod)
Lineage: Eukaryota; Metazoa; Chordata; Actinopteri; Gadiformes; Gadidae
Gene: hsd3b1
Product: hydroxy-delta-5-steroid dehydrogenase, 3 beta- and steroid delta-isomerase 1
Exons: 3
Coding region: 1353-2477 (374 amino acids)
Biological process (GO): steroid biosynthetic process
Molecular function (GO): 3-beta-hydroxy-Delta5-steroid dehydrogenase (NAD+) activity
Source: RefSeq, a predicted model, not a curated record
CCUUGCACCAUCAGACGCAUUAUAACCAUGCAUAUUAAGUCUUAUACUGCCACCAUUUCCCUGACUUCUGUAUCAGGCCCAUUGCUUAAAUUGUCUAGCAUACUUGCAGACAUGGCCACUCCCCCCCACCUUCCCUGUAUUGCAAAUCAACCAGCCUGACUUACAUCACUAGACCAGCCGCUGAUGUAAGAUAAUGAUGUUGCUGUGGCCUUGGUUCCUCAUCCUUCAGUGGGGUGAUAAGAGGAAGAGAGAGGCGAGAUACGGACGUCUGCCAGGCCAAGGUCUACAAACAAAGCAGGGAUCCGACCGAAAACACGUCCUUGGAUCCCUACUGUCUUGUGGCAGAAGUCACCAUCAACACAGCCAUACUGAACCAGUGCCAGUGAUACUCCAGUAUUGUACACCUUACAUUAUUUUGGAAGGGUUUGUAUUGUAUUAGUAAAUUAAACAAGACUCCACUACACAUUUUAACAACCCCUCCUACUAUUAAUCACUAUUUGACCAGCCAUGAUGCUUGCUUUUAAUCACUAGAAGGACGGAAACCUUGUUCUCUGUCAGAUAACCCAUCACCUUGAAACUGUUCUUUACAGCCUUUAACAGAAACAAUGUAGUCAAGCACUUUUUUAUGAAGCUUGCAUUUCUGAAAAGCUUCAAAUGUUCUUGUUAUUGAAUAUCAGAUGUCAAUUUCACAAGUUUAAUGCCCAAUAAGGCAUUUAUCUGAAAUUCCUAAAGUAUCUGCAUCUGCUUAAUUGUAAACAUAGUCAUCACUGGACUGGCUUUCUCAGCAGAGAUUUGCUGAAGCUUUAAUAAAGUUAAAGUUGACAGUCUCUCCAAUAUGUCAUUGCUAUCCUUCUAAUGAGCCCAUUGUCUGAAUGAUCUGUACACCAAGACAACGUAUCUGGCCCGGGAUGUCCUUGGUAGAUACAAAACAUACACAAGCGGUGCGCUCAGAGUGUUUGGCUCUAGACUGCAACAAAUUCCUCCACCACAGGGGGACAGAGGGACUGUCCUCCAUCCUCACUCUGGGACAGAGAUGAAUAAAAGGACCAGGCCACAACGGGAGCGGACAGAGGUCCCAGAAGCACUCCUUGGCUUGUUUAGCAGAAGCAGGAGGGAUCCCAGCAGCGGUACAGAGACAGAGGAACCCUUUCACCCAUCGCCAAGCUGUCAGUCCUGGGAAAGAUACACUGAGCUGCAAAGGCUGGACGACAGACGAAGAGACAAAAGGAGAUCAGGGAGACAAGGAAAGAGGGGGACCACAGCCAGGGUUCUGAUUCCAGGUGCAUGGUUCGCAAACACUACGUUUGUGGGUACACUCGUCCAGGGUCAUACUGAGCGCGUGCGGGCCAGGGAUGUCUCUGAGUGGGGACGUGUGUCUGGUGACUGGGGCGGGGGGUUUUUUGGGACGGAGGCUGGUCAAGCUGCUGCUGGAGGAGGAGAAGCUAGCGGAGAUCCGUCUGCUGGACCAGCACAUCCAGCCUCAACUCAUACAGUCUCUGGAGGAGGCCCGGGGUGAGACCCGACUAAGUGUGCUCGAGGGGGACAUCAGGGACAGUGACUUCCUGGUCCGGGCGUGCCGGGGCGUGUCCGUGGUCUUCCACAUUGCAUCGCUCAUCGAUGUCAUCGGGGCGCUGGACUACAGCGAGCUGUACACCGUCAACGUUAAAGGCACCCAGCUCCUGUUGGAGGCGUGCGUACGGGAGAACGUCGUCUCCUUCGUCUACACCAGUAGCAUCGAGGUGGCGGGACCCAACCCCGCCGGGGACCCCGUCAUUAACGGCGACGAAGACACGGCUGACGCCUCCACCCUCAAGUUCGCCUACAGCCGGACCAAAAAGGAGGCGGAGCGCCGGAGCCUGGAGGCCAACGGCGAGCGUCUGCAGAACGGCGGCCGCCUGGCCACCGUCGCACUCCGGCCCAUGUACAUCUACGGCGAGGGCUGCCGCUUCUUGCUGGGCCACAUGGCCGACGGCAUCGCCAACCGCGACGUGCUGUACCGCACCUCGGCGCGCGAGGCCCGGGUCAACCCCGUGUACGUGGGCAACGCCGCGCUCGCCCACCUCCAGGCGGCGCGCAGCCUCCGCGAUGUGGACCGGCGCGCCGUCGCUGCGGGCAACGUCUACUACGUCUCCGAUGACACGCCCCCCGUCAGCUACAGCGACUUCAACCACGCGGUGAUGGCGCCGCUUGGCUUCCGCAUCCAGGAGAAGCACAUGCAGCCGUUGUGGCUGCUGCAUGUGUUUUGCUUCCUGCUGGAGGUGCUGAGGUUCUGUCUGCAGCCCUUUAAGCACAUCGCCCCGCCCCUCAACCGGCAGCUGCUGGUGAUGCUCAACACGCCGUUCAGCUUCGGCUACCAGAAGGCCAAGAGAGACCUGGGAUACGCCCCCAGGUACACCUGGGAGGAGGCCCGCACACACACCGUGGAAUGGCUGGCCGACCAGCUGCCCAAGGAGAGGGAGCGGCUCAGGGCCAAGUAGCUCCUCACAUGUGGUCAAUAAUCGAGGGAUCCUGGAUGAUGGUCAAGACAAGCCACCGCUUCAGUCUCAAAGGGCUUCAAAGGUUAUACGACACCCCCCUAUCUUGGAGCCCGCUAAAGGGCUCCCCAAACCCCAAGAGAAGAAACACUGGGUGCGAUAGUAAAUUAAUGUGCACACUGUGUGCCACACAUAGUGGACAUAUUUAGGCAAACAAAGGUUAAAGUAUGAUUGGAAUUUUAGAAAGAAGUUAUUAAUGAAUUCACACUCAAUCAUGAAUAUGCGCUAUGUCUUUAUUCUACAUGUCAAAAAUCUAUUUGUUUCACUGUUUGAAUUCAAGCUAUUAAAAAUGCAUACAAUUGUU